Molecule: messenger RNA, 1331 nt
Organism: Closterium sp. Naga37s-1
Lineage: Eukaryota; Viridiplantae; Streptophyta; Zygnematophyceae; Desmidiales; Closteriaceae
Source: the annotation of a GenBank genome assembly
AUGAUACGUGAUUGGUUGAUGCGUAAUGGGAUGAUGCAUGAUGGGAUGAUGCGUGAUGGGAUGAUGCGUGAUGGGAUGAUGCGUGAUGGGACGAUGCGUGAUGGGACGAUGCGUGAUGGGAUGAUGCGUGAUGGGAUGAUGCGUGAUGGGAUGAUGCGUGAUGGGAUGAUGCGUGAUUGGAUGAUGCAUGAUUGGAUGAUACGUGAUGGGAUGAUGCGUGAUGGGAUGAUGUGUGAUGGGAUGAUGCGUGAUUGGUUGAUGCGUAAUGGGAUGAUGCGUGAUGGGAUGAUGCGUGAUGGGAUGAUGCGUGAUGGGAUGAUGCGUGAUGGGACGAUUCGUGAUGGGACGAUGCGUGAUGGGAUGAUGCGUGAUGGGAUGUUGCGUGAUGGGAUGAUGCGUGAUGGGAUGAUUCGUGAUUGGAUGAUUCGUGAUGGGAUGAUUCGUGAUGGGAUGAUUCGUGAUGGGAUGAUGCGUGAUGGGGUGAUGAGUGAUGGGGUGAUGCAUGAUGGGAUGGUGCGUGAUUGGAUGAUUACGCCAAAAGCGUACACGAGGAGGGAGAUGUCCAACAAAGGAGACGUCAAAUGGGCCAACCUUCGUGAGCCUAUGGGCGUUUGGCCAGUACAGCUGUUGUCAAAACUUUCCGAAGAGCAACAGGAAGGCGAGGGCCCUCCCGUGCUUGUACUACUUCUUGGCGUUGAGCCUACUACAAACGUAUUGAUUGGCCCACCUUCUUUGCGUAAGUGGACGGCGGCAGAGAGUGGCAUGCACAUAAUCGGACGUAAGUCCAAAUCGAAGGAGUUUAUGGCCGCAGUCAGAGAAGCUCAACUGAUCAAUAGCAAGUCUGAGUCAGAGAAGCUGGUAGUCUCGGAAGAUAUUGGGAGUGGUUCAAGGCUGUGGAUAAUAGCCUCUGCAGAUGUUUCUCACGACGAGGAGAAGGUGCAACAGCAGCAGCAGCAGUUUCAAAAAUUGAUACAGCAGCUGCAGAAGCCAUUGCUAUUAGAGCAACACGCGCAGCAGGAGCAGGAGAGUGUGGAACAGGAGGGUAUGAAGCAGCAGGGAGGAGGUAAGAAGGUUAAAAAGCAACCAGUAAAAAAACAGCAAGGGAAGAAACAACUGUUAAAGAUACUGCAGCAGGAGCGUGAGCAGGAGGAGGGUGAGCAGCAGGAGGAAGAUGGGCAGCAGCAGGAGGGUGAGAAGUUAGGAUGGACAGCUGGAGGGUGGUGUGAAGAGAAAGGCAGGAAAUCAGGUCACGAAGGAGCCAAUCAAGAAGCAGAAAGUGAAGAAGCAGCGGGAAAAGAAGCCGCAGCAGCAACAAGAAGAGCAAGAAGAAG